Messenger RNA from Penicillium psychrosexuale, 1428 nucleotides. RefSeq lists its product as uncharacterized. The record is from RefSeq and is a predicted model, not a curated record. NCBI's taxonomy places the organism in Eukaryota, Fungi, Ascomycota, Eurotiomycetes, Eurotiales, Aspergillaceae. The coding region runs from base 1 to 1428 and encodes 475 amino acids. Gene Ontology annotation, cellular component: mitochondrion. The transcript is spliced from 3 exons.
AUGGAAAAUGGCGCUGAAGUGGUCGGGAAGGUGCCAAACCCCAAUGCCGGACAGCCUAAUUUUACGACAGCAAGUGAAGUGGCUACAAUGGAUUUUGUUCGCACUGUCUUAGGUACUCCUGUUCCACGUGUUCUAUCCUGGAGUUCGAAAGCAGACGAGAACGCUGUUGGUGCCGAAUAUAUCAUCAUGGAAAAGGUUGGAGGUGUCCAGCUAAGUCAUGCCUGGGACGAUAUGGGCAUCGAAGAUAGAUUUGAAAUUGUGAAAGCAAUCGCAGGAUACCAAACAUCUUGGUUAUCUACUUCCUUCACCAAAUACGGGAGCCUUUACUACUCAUGCGACACCGACCAUCAAAAAGAAUGUGUUUUAAUAAAGAGCGAUGGCACUCAUGCCAAACAGCCUCGUUUUGCCAUUGGGCCAUCGACAGGUCGAGAUCAAGCUGAUUAUGGAAGGGUAUUAAUUGAUUUUGACCGCGGACCAUGGGAUGAUGCCCUUCAAUAUCGCCGCGCAGUCGGUUUCCGAGAGAUUGCCAGCGUACAGAGCAUUGCAGAACUUCCCCGAUCCCCUCUGAGUCUUUAUGGACCCGAUACAUACUACCCGACUAGAGCUAAAAAAUUGGCUGCUCUACAUAGUUACCUUCAGCUGGUACGGUACCUCUUACCGACCGACAAAUCGAUUACGGCGUCUUUCCUAUGGCAUAGCGACCUUCACACAGAGAACAUCUUCGUCAAUCCAGAACGGCCCACAGAUAUUCUAGGCAUCAUAGAUUGGCAGUCAACUGAACUAUUACCUCUAUUUGAACAUGCCCGCCAGCCGUAUUUCCUGGAUUAUGAUGGACCCUUUGUCGAAGGUCUUGAACCGCCAACCUUGCCCGAGAAUAUCGGCGAACUUUCGUCAGCGAAGCAACUCGAAACGAAACGUCUCUAUAUCAAUAUGUCUCUCUCAGCGUUGUACCGAAAUCUCACAUAUCGCGACAAUCCAGUACUAUACAAAGCGAUGGAGUUUCGGCAGACUAGAUGCUUCGAAAUGAUGCUACUUGCGCAGAAUCUUUUGGUAGACGGGGAGGCAUUAUACCAAGCCAGUGCUCUGGAUCUGGAGAAAGAAUGGCCCGAUAUACCAGGUGUUCAGGCAUUCGGAAAUCCUCCUUUCCCAGUGCAGCUCUCCGCUAGUGAGGUUAGAUCGCUUGAGGUGGAUGUUUCUGGCGCCAUUCGAGGUAUGGAGUUGUUGGCGGAUGUCAAAAAUUCGCUAGGCGAGUUAUGGCCAGAAAAGGGAGUCGUGAGGCAUGACCAAUAUGAUGAUACAAAAAAGCGCCUUAAUCAAGCCAAGGCCGAAAUACAUAACCGGCUGAAGUCUUCUGAAGAACAGCGAGCAUGGGAAUAUUCAUGGCCGUUUGGCAGAUCAAACAACUCAAAGACCGGCGAGAUCCCUUGA